CCAUCUCUACUCAGACAAGGAAGCAGGUGCUGUUUGAUAGUUUUUCUAUUUGGUCUUUUCCUGGUUGGGUGCUGGGCUAGACCUGCUCACUCACAGUUCUGCUUUAUUUGUUUCAGGUAGACAGCCAAGUUCACUGGACUGGUGGUGCAAGUGGAGGGUGAAUAGGAAUCAUUGCAAAGGACUGCUGCCCUUCCACGGCAGUGAGAGAAAGGGAUUCCUAUGAAGGAGAACUCCUGAAUCUCCUUGCAGUCUUCACUUGGAACCUGUGGUGUCCACUUGCAUGCUAGGAUGUCUCCGAAAAACUUCACACAGCCAGACUAUCACCCUCUGCCCUCUGUCCCAAGUGAUGGCCUGCAGGGCUUAUUCAAUAUGGUACACUCUUUCCUGGACCUGGUGCAGCCCAAUGAAUUCCCAGCGGAUUUUCUGACUCGUCUAAUCAAGCAUGAGGUUAACAUCAAUUCAUCACAGGGAUAUAAAGAGGUCCUCACAUAUGAAACCGGCUACCUAGUUUGCCUUGUCAUCGGCCUUCUCUUCAUCAUCCUUAUGCCACUGGUGGGCUUCUGCUUCUGUUGCUGUCGCUGCUGUGGACAUUGCGGGGGUUUCAUGUACCAGAAGCAGACAAAGAACAUGGACUGCAAGAGGAAGACAUUGUUUGCAUCUUUACUUGGGGUUACUAUGAUACUUUCGGCUGGAGUGAUCUGUGCUCUCAUCAGCAACCAGCGUAUAACCCAGACUGUGCGCAGAGGCUUCAGUACUUUGAACGAUACAAGGGACAACCUGCAUCUCUACCUGAAUUCUAUCCCCCAGGAGAUUGAUGACAUCAUCAGCUCCAUCUCAGUACCAAUUAAUAAAGUCAAUAACAGUUUGAUGGAUAUUGGGGACCAUUUGGGCGAGAAGAUCAAGGCUCAGCUGGGUGGGCAAGCAUACAGUGCACUGAACUCAACGGAGCAGCUUCUUAGAGUGAUAAGUUCUGUGAAACAGGAACUCCAUACUGUCAAUCAGUCAGCCCAUCAACUGCAGUACCUGCAGAAAGAGUUGGAGAAAAAGCUGAGCACAGUGAGAGAUAAUAUCAACAAAACCUUGAAAGACUGUGGAGAGCCUUGCCAAAAAGUGUCAGUGAACAACCUGAAGCCUGGGGCCAAUCUCAGCACGAUUCCUGAUGUCGAAGAACCACUUCAUCUGAUAGAGAACAUGAGCAUCUCAGACCUGAAUGCCACUAUUAUGAAGGCAAGGAAGACCCUGGAUGAUAUACCAGAGAAGGUCUCCAACCAAACACAAAGGAUAGUGACUGAGGCACAGGAUAAACUACAAGAUGUCAAAAAACAGACUAAUGACAUCCAUACCGUAUUUCCCAUACGGAGCUCAUUGGAGAAUAUUUCCGAGUUCAUGGAUGACAUCGUUAAGAAGGCAGAUUCCUAUGAGCCAGCUGUUGCAACCUAUGAUGGCUACAGGUGGAUUGUUGGCAUCUGUUUCUGCUGUCUGGUGCUUUUGAUCAUUCUGUGCAACCUGUUGGGCCUGUUGUUUGGAGCUUGUGGGCUGGAUCCAAAGAAGAUGCCUAUCAGUCGGGGCUGCCUCUCCAAUUCUGGUGGAAACUUCCUCAUGGCGAGUGCUGGGUUCAGCUUCCUCUUUGCAUGGCUGCUGAUGUUGCUGGUUGGACUGAUGUUUUUUGUGGGGGGCAAUACCUACACACUGGUGUGCCGGCCCUGGGCCAAUGGACAUCUCUUGGAGUUCCUGAGCACACCAGGUGUGAUCCCCCAGUUUAACCUAACAAGGAUUUUGCAGCUGAAGAAUUCCAGUGUCACCCUGUCUAGCUUGUACAAGAGCUGUGAAAAAAAUGCCUCCUUAUGGAGCACUCUUCAGAUGGAUGAUUUCGUUUCUCUGGAUAAGAUCCUCAACAUCAGUGAGUACACAGGUGAUAUUAAUUCAACCUUGGAGAAAAUAAAUAUCAGUGUGAGCUUUACUGAAGUCUUGAAUGAGGAUCAGAAAAAGUCCAUACAGGACCUGAGCAAGAAGGAUGGACCACUGCAUCUGAACUUUACUCCUGUUGAGGAACAGAUGAAGCAGGACAUAAUAAAACAAGACCUGUCUGCCUUGGCAAAUGAGCUAAGGAAUCUGUCAACUAAAACGGAAAAUAAAACCAGUACGCAGCUGCAAAAGCAAGCUGAGGAGCUGAACAAGAUCGAGACGUGGGUGAAUGACAGUUUCCCUAAAGAAAUUGAAGUCCUGAGUAGCAGCAUCCAGAAGUUGCAAAACAAGUCAUCGCAGAUCCCGGAGCUGGCGAACUCCACAUUGACGCAAAUUGAAGAUGCUGAAAAGUUUCUGAAUCUGCGGACCAAGGAAGUUAUCACCAAUGAGACAUCAGUUUUUGUGCACUCUAUGGUUGGCUUCUUUCAGACCUAUUUGGACUGGGCCAAGAAAAUUAUAAAAGGGCAGGUGGGUCGCUGUGGUCCUGCAGCCUGGGCAGUGGAUAGCGUGAACAUCAUUUUCUGCAGCUACAUGGUUAAUUUUGUGAACGCCUUCUGGUUCAGUCUGGGUUGGUGCACUGUCUUUCUGCUGCCGAGCAUCAUCAUUGCCGUGCGGCUUGCAAAGUUUUACCGCCGAAUGUUCAUGGACGACUUCUACGAGGAAGAAGUUACAGAAUCCAUGGAACUAUCAAGACAAAGUAUGUUCAGGAUGCCCCGGGCAGAACUGAGGAAGUAACACCUCUUUUCUCAGUUCCCUGUCUCUGAAGAGCAGCAAGAAUGACUACAGAACUCCUGGGACUCUCAUGCCAGAGUGGAGCAUGCGGGUCACUGUCCUCAGCAAACUCUGCCUGGCUGAGAUGGAAGUGCAGGUUUUCCCCUCCUAAAGGACAGUCAGGGGUGAUGGCCCUCACAGCAAGUCCUGUUGCAGCAGUCGUCCAGGUCCCGAUACAGAAAAGGGCAGUCGCAUCCGUGUUCCCAAGAUGAAGGCUCACAUACGUAUGCUCUGAGCAUCCCUCACCUACCGAGCGACUAGCCUUGCUGUUAGUGCACCCUGUCCUUUCUGCUAUUGGGACUGCAACUCCUUGUCCUCUGGGGAGCCUACCUGCCCACUCUCUGCCCUCUCUGACUUGAGCAUGUGGCAGAGUUGUUUCCCUGAGUUUGCUGACUUUGGUUUCUCACUGUCCAUAGUAGUGCCAGUACCUUAUCAGAAGAAUUGAAAUCAUGCUAUUUUUUUCCUACAGAAGAAUACUGGGUUAAGGAAUGUCUUCCUAGAUUGUGAUGAAUCCAGAAUUUUGUGUGUGAAGUUGAGAUGACUGACACUGGCUUAUUUGAUAUUUAUGGGUUUUACAGGUAGCAUGUCAUGUGGCCAACCUGGUCAUUUUACCUCUAAUGCAAGGAGGAGAAUAUAUUUUCAUUGGCCUUUCGGGAUAAGUUUAAAUUUAGAAAGCAAGAGUACAUAUGCAGUAUUCUUAAGAGUUAAAAUAUAAAUAAUGUGCAUUAAACAAAGUUGCAUGCACACUUUUGCUUAAAAAUGUAAGCAGUGCUUUCUGGAUCAGAUUAAGGUUCAGGUAGCCCUGCAUUCUUGGUGAGAAUCCCAGAAAGUGCUAGGUUGCCCACUCUCUGCCCAUUCCUGCUCCCAAGACAAGUGCUGCAAAGAAAGGAACAAGGGCAAACCUCGAGUGAAAACUGUAUAGUUCCGUGUGUGCCUAGACAGCAUACAGUUUGUCCCUACUGUAGCCAUAUGCACUUUUUACUCUCAAGUCUUUCAUUUGCAGCCUUUUGCAAUUUAUAUUUUAUUCAAAUUAUAUUGAAUUUAUGCAAAUGCACUGUGCCAAAAAUUUAGUCCUCUUAAAUGGUAGGGAAAACUUUAAUGGAAUUAGGAACUUGUGGCUUUCCACAUAUUCUGGCCAUGACCCAUUAGGUAUUAAUGCCUAGGCUGGUGGUCGUGGUCCUUCAGGUAUUUGGACCUAUGCAUCAUCUACCUGUUCUUAGAGCAACAGGUGAAAAACAUGUGCCUCUUUACAAGUGUUCAGUAAGAAAACCAAGAAACAUCAGAACAAGUGCCAGGCCCUGGAAAGUACUGCACCCACCCCCCUGCACACCAAUCAGUCGAUUGUGGAAUGACAGCCAGAAUGUACUGUUAGAAUAAUUUUUAUAUUGGAGUAUCAGAGAUCAGGAGUGAAGAAUACAGUACAUAUUUCUUUUAAAAUGAGUCUUUGUUCUUUCAGUAAUGUAUUUUUCUGCAUAUAUAGAGGGAAAAAGCCUCUAUAAACCCCUUUCCUGUUUCCAAUAAACUUCAAAUCAGAUUCCUA
This is a messenger RNA of Varanus komodoensis (Komodo dragon), 4276 nucleotides long. Its product is annotated as prominin-1-A-like. Gene Ontology annotation, cellular component: prominosome; microvillus; cell surface. The coding region runs from base 289 to 2700 and encodes 803 amino acids. NCBI's taxonomy places the organism in Eukaryota, Metazoa, Chordata, Lepidosauria, Squamata, Varanidae. The transcript has 24 exons. The record is from RefSeq and is a predicted model, not a curated record. Gene Ontology annotation, molecular function: cholesterol binding.